GCUUGAUUUCGCCGACGAACCCUGGAUGGUUUUAUUCCUUUCAUGUAUAAUACUGCAUGGAUAUGUAUGAUCCCUCAUCUGUUCCUCUACUGUAAUAAUCCUCCUUCCUUUCCCAUCUCGUACGUUGGUUCUUGAUCUGCUGUUAUCCGUCUGUCAAAAUGCGGCUGAGGUGAGGCUGAGCUCUUCUUUCCGGUUCUCCUAUUGGCCCGAGUGCUCCGUCCCAUCUCCCAUUAACUCUUGCAACUACUCGAUACUUUCACACAAGAACAAUAGUUCCACAGAACAGACAGUCUCGCAAGGUUUUCGGAUCUAGAUAGACAGACAGACAGUCGCUGCGCCCCAUUUAUGACUACCAGUCAAUUCAAAUCAAUUGCACUGAUCCUCUCUCGUACUGCGCUAACCGAUCAUCGAUCCCAACCAUCUGGCCUCGCACGAACUCUCCUUUCUCCGCGUCAGCUCAGCAUCCUUUCAUUUGCAGUAUGUACACAGUAUUGCAACAAGGCUGCAUUGGGGGCCAUGGUCAGAUUGGCGCAUAACCCGCUUGUUUUGGAUCUACCUCUAGAGUGCACCAUGACUGUUGUUACAAUCUGUUUGUGGCCGACCAUCAUCGUAUACUUAACCACAAUGAAUCAACUUCGCACUAUGACAUCAGUGCUCACAUUAGCGGAACGCGCCAUCACCUAGAACCGAUAGAAGUUCGCGGCAUUGAUCUCCAAACGGGCAGUAACUACGAGUACCGGUAAUCCCCCAACCAAAGACAUCGUCGUCUUUUCGUUGUCGUCGUCAGAAA
Aaosphaeria arxii CBS 175.79 is the source of this 790-nucleotide messenger RNA. RefSeq lists its product as uncharacterized. NCBI's taxonomy places the organism in Eukaryota, Fungi, Ascomycota, Dothideomycetes, Pleosporales. The transcript has a single exon. The record is from RefSeq and is a predicted model, not a curated record. Bases 346 to 684 code for a protein of 112 amino acids.